UCUGGUAGGCGUAUAUGCACGCCAGAGAUGAAAUUAAGAAGAGAAACGAAACAGUAGUACCGAAAGAAUCGGGAAAGGAAAUAAGGAAGUGCAGAGAAGUCAAGGAGUCGCGUGCAUCAACGGGCACGAAACGAGCUCCGCAGGUAACCGGAUGCGCAGUAUCGCCGCGCGAACAAGGGAUCGAACAGGUCGAUCCAGAACAAGAAUUGGAAAGCGCCACUACGACGCUAGAAAAAAUGACCCGUCCAAAAACAACGAGGCCCGGAAUGCGGGAGGAGUUGUCGAUGACCGAUGAGGGACGAAAGUGCAUCCCCUCGGUCAACAGGAGCCCAGAAAUUGAAGUGAAUCGAUUGGAGGCAAAGAUUAAUUUAGGAAAGGGAGAUACUUCCCUACAACAGGAUGAUCAGUCAUUAACGGUUCCCAGGCUCGCGGGAACCGAGGAAGCAAUGUCUGUAGCAGGAGCUACGACAGAAGGACAGAGGAAUUUCCCAGUCGAGACACAGGGUCUCGCCGAGGUAGUAACGGAGAAGUUAGAAGACCAGAAUGUACCGGGACCUACUGCUACGUCGGGCGCUGUUCGAAAAAGGGUUGGACGGGGCACGCAGUCACAUGUCGAUAAUGCGGAAUCCAUGAGAGGACAGCAACCCCCAGGUGGGCUCCCCAUACAGGAGCAUGGAACUGGAACCUCCCUGCCGAAAAUAGGGUGGCACACAACCUACAGGCUGCCCCAAUGGAGGAGAGAGGAUGAUCAGCGCUUCACAUGGAAGCUUCCUCAGAUGAAGAUCGAGAUGUCUCCGUCGUGUGAAGAGGAUACGCCGAGGGAUGAUUGCGUGCGGAUGUGUGAAAGAGUGAAUGAGUAUGUUUGAUGGCCACAAGCAUAGAGACAUGCUUGUCGCCUGAGAGGAAGGGGGGAUAAUAUGUAACCGUACAAAUUUCCCGGUUGUACCGGUUACAUAUGUCCUCGCGUAGGAAUGUUCUAGAAGGUCCGAGGACCUUACGCAGGCGCAGGUUCCGCCGGUUACGUAACCAGAGGAUCGACGAUCGAUCCUGUAACCGACGGAUCACUCCUAAUUGUGACUCCGAAUUAGUAUACCGAGGCAGUAACAUUGUGCAAGCAUAGAGAGCGGAAUUUGAGAAGGUUUUGUCCGAAGCUAUAGAAACUCGGGUAUCGCGUAGAUGAUUGUGAAUAUUGCGUUUCGGAGCUAUAAAUAAAUUCCCAGUUCUUAGGACGAGUGGAGAGGUGCGUGUGUGUCCACCGCGAAUGUGAGAAUUAUUAUCCAAAGGCGUGUGACUGGUAUGGAGGAAUGCUUACGCCAUUGAUUCGUGAGUCGAUCCAGCAAUAAUUUGUAUAUUUGUAAUUGCGAGCACGUACCUAGCUGUUGUUUAUUCAAAUAGCCACUCGUCUGGCACGGUACCGCGGUACUAUUUCUCUUUGUGAUAUUAGCCGUGUCUAGUCAAGAAUUGAUAUUUGUUAAUAAGACUGUUCCCUAUUCAAUAGCUUGAAAUAUAUUUGUCAUAUACUUGUUUCAUUUAACGAACUUCUGAUUACCCCUCAAUUACGAGUCCUCCUCCUCCCAAGGAGACGCGAACUCUUUCCUCCCGAAUACCCCAGUACGGUGUUCGGUUAUAAUACAAUACAUAAAAUAACACAUUCUAUUCACUAGUCAUCUAAAAAAUAA
Ceratina calcarata is the source of this 1679-nucleotide messenger RNA. RefSeq lists its product as uncharacterized. Lineage: Eukaryota; Metazoa; Arthropoda; Insecta; Hymenoptera; Apidae. Bases 15 to 866 code for a protein of 283 amino acids. The transcript is spliced from 2 exons. The record is from RefSeq and is a predicted model, not a curated record.